Molecule: messenger RNA, 1347 nt
Organism: Scleropages formosus (Asian bonytongue)
Lineage: Eukaryota; Metazoa; Chordata; Actinopteri; Osteoglossiformes; Osteoglossidae
Product: membrane-spanning 4-domains subfamily A member 4A
Exons: 7
Coding region: 153-908 (251 amino acids)
Cellular component (GO): membrane
Source: RefSeq, a predicted model, not a curated record
CUGUCGCGAGGUUACUACAGGUCACUGGUAGCGUCGGCCGGACUUAGAGCGAAUCACGUAGCGGGAGGGAGCUUUUCGCCUCUCGCCUCUCGCCUCUCGCCUAAAGGACACAACGCACCAUUCUGCCUGUGCUGAGUCCUCAACAGCAAAAGAUGUCCACCUCUAUAAGCAAAGUCAAUGGACUUGUGGUGGUCACCCACAUCUUUCCUCAAGGAGAGGAGUCUAAAGACUCCAUAGCAAUGACAUCGGCUCCUUGUAAAAUGGAGCGAGCUCUGAAUGCGGAGCCCGAGGGUCAGGUGCCAGUCGUUGCAAUGACAAAACAGUUCCUCAGAGGUCAGCCCAUACCACUUGGAACUGUCCAGAUCUGUAUUGGAUUUGUGACAAUGGCCAUUGGCCUGGUUGGAAUUCUCACCUUCUUCCAUGGACUGAUACCAGUAAUCGCUGGAGCAACGUUUGUAAUUUCAGGAGUCGUAACUGUUGCCUCACACAAGGGAAAUAGUGCCAGUCUGAUCAAAGGAACACUGGCUAUGAACCUUCUAAGUGUUGUGAUGGCAGUGGCCGGUGUGGUGUUCUUCUGUAUGAUGCUGAGUGAGAGUCCACAUAUUAUUGAAUGCCCUGAUAUAUACAGGUACUCCUCAUCAUCCUGGGAAUGCAGGGAAUUGUCAUGGCAAAAAAUGCAAUUCCUAUAUGGCAUUAAUGGGCUGCUGCUGGUCAUGAGUGUGCUGGAGGCCUGUGUUGCUCUCUCACUUUGUGUGUUUUCCUGCAUGGCCAUCCACCAAGCCUCAAGCAGUCAGCAGGUGGUGGUGAUUGAGAAAGGGCUUGCGGAGUCAGCUUCUAUCAGUGGCAGUGACGUGGCUCUGCUGGGCAGUGAGGGUGAUCUUGGGUCCGCCCCUACCUGCGUGGCCUGAGGACAAAUAAGGAGCCAUUUCUGAAACCACUUCUUUUAACUUUCUGCAGCAUGUCUUAUUUACCAGGACAGGUUCUAUAUCAAGGUGGCUUUUUGUUUUUGCUCUCUUUCACAUAAUCUUUAAGCUUUAAGUAAUCUGUCACAGAAUUGUCUUUGGCACAUUUAUAUAUUCACACUUUAAAAUACAACUUUCUCUUAUAGUGUGACGACUAUUGGCUGCAGAGUCAGUGUGGCUUUUUUCCUGUAUCAUUGAAUGGAUUAAUUUUGUAAACCAUAAAUGCACAAAUAAAAGUUAUGUCUACAUGCAUUAUUUUCUUAUACCUUUUUGGAUAAAUUUAUAUAUGGCCUGAAAGGCUUGUGUUUAAUAACAGUAAUAAAAAAAACUUUUUUUUGUAUUUUGCAUACAUGACUUAAAGAGACAACAUCCACCUGAGCAACUG